AUGGUGAGGCAGCGGGCCAUUGUGUCUCGCGGGACGACGUGCUAUGCAACCCGAGAUGGCCACGUCGCGAAGUUCUCGCGGGCCUCAGACAAGCCGAAGCCGGACGUAGAGCAACUGAAGUUACUGAAGAGCGAGACGUCAAAGGUGUGGCCAAGGCAGUGGCGCAUCGCCGUAUCACCCACCAUGAUUGAUCGUGUCACCACGAUUGCAGACAUGAGGGAAGCCCUGCGAGCGCGAGCACAAGUCAGCAUCCGAUCACACGUCCGACAACGCGUCCGGAUCCACGAGGGCGCGGUCCGACACCAAGACAAUGCUGGCCCAGGAGCUGAACGACCAGCUGCCGGCCGGCAAGAACAAGCCGAGUCUGAGACAGGCCGGGCGAGAAUCUGUGGGAGAAUAGGAUCUAUUUCUGCCUCGUCGCCUCGCCAGCCGGUCGCGUUAUCAGAAGAGGCAAGGAACUGCUGGAGUCAAUACCCAAAGACGCCAAUUGGAUGCUCAUCGACCUUGAUCGGACAAAGUAAGACGGACACGACGCAGUACAUGGCAGCCGAGGCGCUGUGCAGGUAUAACCACACCGACCGGAGCCGCUCUUCUUCGCCCUGCUUUGGAUAUGCGCGUCAGUCGUGGAGGACUGGGUUUGCUGGCCUAGGGAAGUCACCCAAUAAAAGCCGUCUUCGGAAACGGGAAAUCGGAGGCUUCAAGUAUAUUGCUGCUACGAAAGCAGGCGACAUGACGGUGGAUUGCCUCGAGGGGAUCAUGGGCGAGCUUCCCGAGGCAUUGGACGCUCUCCAGCCUCGUUGUUUUGAGGAUCAGCUCGAGACGGUUUGGGGACACGGUGAGGACGAGCUGGGAAUCCCCGCGAAAGAUCUAGAUUUCAACUUCGCCUGCCUCAGAAAGCCAUCUCUCAACAGAUGCGCCGCCAAGGUCCGCUAGUGCCUAUGUCCUGCGAAUGAUAUAACCCCUCAGCCGAGAUGUCUCAUAAGAAAGGCCUUGCUGGGACACCCAAAAGCGGGUGUUAAGUUG
Messenger RNA from Ilyonectria robusta, 1023 nucleotides. RefSeq lists its product as uncharacterized. The record is from RefSeq and is a predicted model, not a curated record. Lineage: Eukaryota; Fungi; Ascomycota; Sordariomycetes; Hypocreales; Nectriaceae. The coding region runs from base 1 to 933 and encodes 310 amino acids. The transcript has 3 exons.